Molecule: messenger RNA, 615 nt
Organism: Gongylonema pulchrum
Lineage: Eukaryota; Metazoa; Nematoda; Chromadorea; Rhabditida; Gongylonematidae
Source: the annotation of a GenBank genome assembly
AUGCUGACAGAAAGGUUUCUCCGCUGUUUGAAUAGUCACUGUUUUCGGAAUUUUGAAUUGCAGAAGUCCAGUGUGAUUGGACGAACUUGGGCGCCGGAAGCCACUGAAUACGAGAAGAAUGUCGGACUAGAUAAGGUCUUCGAGAGGUCUCUGCGGCAACCGAUGUUGCCGGAUCUGAGCGAAACACACGAGAAGCCGCUGCACUAUUAUGUGCUGAACUUUGGGCCGCAGCAUCCGGCGGCGCAUGGGGUCCUGCGCUUGAUGCUGGAGCUGGAUCACGAGAUGGUCGUAAAGGCAACACCACAUAUCGGUCUGCUGCAUCGCGGCACCGAAAAGCUCAUCGAACACAAGACGUACACGCAGGCAGUGCCGUAUUUCGAUCGCAUGGACUACGUGUCGAUGAUGUGCAAUGAAACUGCAUUUGCCCUGGCUGUUGAGAAAUUGCUGGGAAUCGAUAUACCGCAAAGAGCCAAAUUCAUUCGAACACUUAUGAAUGAGCUAACACGAAUCCAGAAUCAUUUAAUGGGUAUUACGACACAUGCGUUGGAUUUAGGUGCAAUGACACCGUUGUUCUGGAUGUUUGAAGAGCGAGAAAAAAUGUUUGAAUUUACGUAA